Octopus bimaculoides (California two-spot octopus) is the source of this 2959-nucleotide messenger RNA. RefSeq lists its product as uncharacterized. NCBI's taxonomy places the organism in Eukaryota, Metazoa, Mollusca, Cephalopoda, Octopoda, Octopodidae. Gene Ontology annotation, molecular function: calcium ion binding. The record is from RefSeq and is a predicted model, not a curated record.
GAAAAUGGUGCGACCUGUGUCAACAACGGGACAAAAUACACUUGCAAAUGUACACCCAGCUACGGUGGUAAAGACUGUACGAAAUUUAAGCCAUGCAGUAUGGCACCGUGUGUAAAUAGUGGAACAUGCUUCGAAACGGGUUCUACUUACAUGUGCAUUUGCUUAACCGGAUACUUCGGAAGGAAUUGCUCUAAAGUUGACCCCUGCAAAAGUGCACCUUGUCUGAACCAUGCAACAUGUACUUCCAAUAUGUUAAAUUACACUUGCCAUUGUCCAACUGGGUUCAAAGGAAAAAAUUGUGAAAUUGCUGAACCAUGUAGCAGCAAUCCAUGUGAAAAUGGUGGAAAAUGCAUAAACCAAGGAUUGAAUUUCACAUGUCGUUGUCCAGCCGGAUAUCGAGGAAAGACUUGUUCAAUAGUUGAUCCUUGUAGCAGCGAUCCAUGUCAAAACGGAGGAUUAUGUGAGAAUCAUGGAUUCAAUUAUACUUGUCGUUGUCUACCUGGAUUUGGAGGGGAAGAUUGUGAAAUUGUUGAUCCAUGCAGCAGUAAUCCCUGCAAAAAUGGCGGAAGUUGCAUAAAUAAUAGAACAUCAUUCACAUGUCACUGUACAUCAGGAUAUAGAGGAAAUACCUGCACAAUUUUCGAUCCCUGUAGUAGUCAUCCGUGUCAAAAUGGCGGAAAAUGUACCAAUGUCGGUUCAAAUUUUACGUGCGAAUGUUUACCUGGAUUCAGAGACGAAGUCUGCUCAACAGCUGAUCCAUGCCGCAUCCGUCCCUGCCAAAACAAUGGUACCUGCAUAGCCCUCAAUACAGGCUUUAGAUGUGAUUGCAAACCGGGUUAUCGUGGAAAUGAUUGUUCAGUAGGUGACCCUUGCCUUAGUCAACCAUGUAAUAAUGGGGCAACAUGUUUGAACAACGGAUCGAAUUUUAGCUGUCAAUGUCCUCCCGGAUUCAAUGGUCCUCGGUGCUCAGUAGUUGAUCCUUGCCACAGUGAUCCAUGCAAGAAUGGAGGCACAUGCCAAAAUGAAGAGUCAAGUUACAGAUGUCUAUGUCCAUCAGGGUUUGGAGGAGAUGACUGUUCAAUAGUGGAUCCAUGUAGCAGCCAACCAUGUCUAAAUGGAGCCUCGUGUAUCAACAACGGUUCAGCCUUUAUUUGUCAAUGUCAACUUGGAUUCAAGGGUCUUCUCUGUACGAUAGUUGAUCCUUGCCACAGUGAUCCAUGCAAAAAUGGAGGGACAUGCCAAGAAGAAGAAUCUAGUUAUAGAUGUCUAUGUCCACCAGGAUUUAAAGAAAAUGACUGUUCAAUAGUUGCUCCAUGCAGUUCCAAUCCUUGCCUAAAUAACGGAAUAUGCGUCGAGGAAGGAUCGGAAUUCACUUGUCAAUGCAUGGCAGGAUUUACAGGAAAAGAUUGUUCCAAAGUUUAUCGUACUUCGGUAAACUCAGAAGAAAGAUCAUUUCCAGUCCUCGACUCUACAGAGUUUUCAGCUCAUUUCGCAGCUAGCUGGACACAACUCACAACAGAGUGGGGUCUAAAAGUGGAAUUUGAUGGAUUUCAUCAAGCGAUCAUAACACUUCCGGCAACAUUUGCAAACAAAUUAACUGGACUUUGUGGUGAUUGUAACGGUUAUCAAGAUGAACUGCACAAAAAGACAGAGCAGGAAAUAUUACACAACCCUACGAAAUUUACAGAUAUUGUGAAAAGUUAUCGAGUUCCAGAUGAAGACGAUACACCUGACACAACAUGCGAAGCUAAUAAAAUCCCAAGCGAAUGUUGUAACGAAAAGACAAUUCAAUGUGAACUAAUUGCAAACAGUUCAGCAUUUGCAACUUGCAGAAUCAAUCAUGGAGUAAAUUUGUUCGAAAAUUUCUUAGAUUCCUGUAAACGAGACAUUUGCAUAUAUGGUGAUGAUGAACCGAGUCUGAAAAUCGCUUUAUGUCGAGUGACUGAAUCAUUGGCAAAAUCUUGUCAAAUGGCAGGCACAAUUGUUAAUUGGAGGCAGAGUUUCAAUUGCACAAAAGUUUGUCCAAAUAAACAAAUCUACAAGAUCCGAACUCCCACUUGCCAACCAACAUGCGUGAAUACUUCACCAAAUUGCACAGCGUAUACCGACGGUUGUGUGUGCGAACCUGAUUAUAUUCUUAGUGGUUCGGAAUGUGUUCCUAAAUCAAAAUGUGGCUGUCAAAUUGAAAAUCGUUAUCUAACGGUGCUGGAAGGUUAUUACUCCUCGGAUUGUCUAAAUAAAACCGAAUGCCAAGAAGGUGGAAAAGUAAUUAUGAAACCGAAAGUUGCCUGUGGUGAACACAGCCAAUGCAGAAUUAAAGAAGGCAAACGUAGCUGUUACUGCGACGACAGAUUCACAUUUUACAAAGGCAAAUGUGAAAUGCUAGGGUUGACAGAUUUCAUUCGUGUACAGAAUGCUAAGUUAGACACGAUACCCAUCUUUACGUAUGUGGUUCCACACCCUAAUUUGUGUGCGAAGAAAUGUCAGGAAUUAAAAGGAUGCAGGGCUUUCAACUAUGACAAUGAACACGAAAUUUGUGAAUUGCUCUCUAAAAACGCGGCUUCAAACAUUGUUUUGAGAUCCAUCGAUUGCGAAAACAGAGAUUAUUAUCAACGUAAAGGCUUUAAAAAUAUCAUUAAAGGAGCAAGUGUCGCCGAAUGCAGCAAACUGGUUGAAUAUCAUGCAAUAAAAACCUUUGCCGAUUGCUCUGCAUUGUGCGUUCUAAAGCAGUGCUUAGCCGAUGAGUUUUCCGAAAGCAAGCAAAUAUGCAAAGUAAUACCAACCAAUAGGCAUAGUUUUGAAUUAUAUGGUAACGAGCCAUGGACCUUUUACGGAAGAAACAUUUAGUCUCCUUUGCUGUGUGGAGGUCAAUUUACCAACCCCGUCAUAUUUUCUUUCUUGCAUAUGUCAACAACAUGUAAUGAUAUUUCCAAAAAUAAAAAUUUACCUCAUUUGACAA